Spodoptera littoralis (African cotton leafworm) is the source of this 2094-nucleotide messenger RNA. Lineage: Eukaryota; Metazoa; Arthropoda; Insecta; Lepidoptera; Noctuidae. The record is from the annotation of a GenBank genome assembly.
AUGUCGAAUAUGUCGGGGGAUGUCGUAGAACACCUUAAGUUGCUGUUCGAUCGGCCAAACGAACCCUUGAUUACUCCUAAGGGUGACAACAAAGCCGUCUUUCAGCUGUCCGAAAAGCUUGUGCCUCCAGAAUACGCAAACAAUGGCGUCGAAUUAAACGACCGUUUCGGUGACGACGCCACUGAGAAAAUCCCCCUCAAGACCUUGGACUCUUACCCUGCGUUCACAAAGGCAUCACAAUUGCCCAGUGAUGCAGACUUCUCACUCUUCCUGCCAAAACACCAGGAAAUGGCCACUGAAGUCAUUGAUGCUUUCAUGAAUGUACCUCUGAAUCAGCUGCAAGAUUUCCUGUCAACAUGUGUUUACGCGAGAGCAAACCUCAAUCCACAGCUCUUCAACUACUGCUACUCAGUAGCACUGAUGCACCGUGAUGACACCAAGAAUGUGCCAAUCCAGAACUUUGCAGAGACUUUCCCUUCCAAGUUCAUGGACUCCCAAGUGUUCCAGAGAGCCCGUGAGGUGACCGCUGUGUUGCCGCAGAAUGUGCCGCGAAUCCCGAUCAUCAUCCCAAGGGACUACACCGCCACGGAUUUGGAAGAAGAACAUCGUUUAGCUUACUGGCGUGAAGACAUUGGUGUCAACCUACAUCACUGGCAUUGGCAUCUUGUAUACCCGUUCACUGCAUCACAGAGAUCUAUUGUUGCUAAAGAUCGUCGUGGAGAGCUCUUCUUCUACAUGCAUCAACAACUCAUUGCUCGUUACAACUGUGAACGUCUCAACAACUCUCUGAAGAGAGUAAAGAAAUUCAGCAACUGGAGGGAGCCAAUCCCGGAGGCUUACUUCCCGAAGCUGGACAGUCUUACAUCAGCGCGUGGUUGGCCACCACGGCAAGCCAACAUGUACUGGCAAGACUUGAACCGUCCCGUCGACGGACUUAACAUUACCAUCAAUGACAUGGAGAGAUGGAGGAGAAACGUUGAGGAGGCCAUCUCCACUGGUAGGGUGACGAAAGCGGACGGUUCUUCAGCUGAGUUGGACAUCGACACUCUGGGUAACAUGCUGGAGGCCAGCAUCCUGUCCCCUAACAGGGAGCUGUACGGAAGCAUUCACAACAACGGACACAGCUUCGCCGCCUACAUGCACGACCCCACUCACCGUUACCUCGAAAGUUUUGGUGUCAUUGCUGAUGAAGCGACGACCAUGCGUGAUCCCUUCUUCUACCGCUGGCACGCGUGGAUUGACGACACCUGCCAGAGGCACAAGGAGUCUGCGUACGUGCGCCCCUACACUCGCUCAGAGCUUGAGAACCCCGGUGUCCAAGUGACAUCAGUAUCAGUAGAGACUGCUGGUGGCCAGCCCAACACACUCAACACAUUCUGGAUGUCGAGUGAUGUGGACCUUUCAAAAGGUUUGGACUUCUCCGACCGUGGUGCCGUAUACGCCCGUUUCACUCAUCUUAACAACAGACCCUUCCGUUAUGUUAUUAACAUUAACAACACUGGCAGUGCUCGUAGGACAACUGUUCGUAUCUUUAUAGCGCCCAAAUUUGAUGAACGUAACUUGGUUUGGUCUCUCGCCGAUCAACGCAAGAUGUUCAUUGAAAUGGACCGAUUUGUGCAACCAUUGAAUGCCGGUCAAAACACCAUUACCCGCAAUUCCACGGAGUCUUCAGUGACGAUCCCAUUCGAGCAGACCUUCCGUGACCUCUCGCCGCAGGGUAGCGACCCCCGCCGCACCAGUCUUGCCGAGUUUAACUUCUGCGGUUGUGGAUGGCCUCAGCACAUGCUCGUCCCCAAGGGCACUGAAGCUGGAGCUGCCUACCAACUCUUCGUUAUGCUUUCUAACUACGACCUAGACAGCGUGGAUCAACCUGACGGUAACCAACUGAGUUGCGUUGAAGCAUCCAGCUUCUGUGGUUUGAAGGACAAGAAAUACCCUGACCGCCGUUCCAUGGGCUUCCCCUUCGACAGACCAUCAAGCAUUGCUACCAACAUUGAAGACUUCAUCCUACCGAAUAUGGCACUGCAAGAUAUUACCAUCCGCUUGUCUAAUGUUGUGGAACAAAAUCCUAGAAACCCACCAUCAGCAGUUUAA